Messenger RNA from Amyelois transitella, 3275 nucleotides. Its product is annotated as glutamate receptor ionotropic, kainate 2. Gene Ontology annotation, molecular function: glutamate-gated receptor activity; transmitter-gated monoatomic ion channel activity involved in regulation of postsynaptic membrane potential. Lineage: Eukaryota; Metazoa; Arthropoda; Insecta; Lepidoptera; Pyralidae. Bases 60 to 2909 code for a protein of 949 amino acids. The transcript has 16 exons. Gene Ontology annotation, cellular component: postsynaptic membrane; plasma membrane. The record is from RefSeq and is a predicted model, not a curated record. Gene Ontology annotation, biological process: synaptic transmission, glutamatergic; modulation of chemical synaptic transmission; monoatomic ion transport.
UGCGCUCCACCGUUUCUAAGAGAAAGCAAACUCGCAUCAAUUAUGAUAAACAUUAAAUAAUGUGGCAAUUAUUAUUUUUACUUUGUUUAGUAAACAAAAGUGCAUCUCAGAUUAUAACUAACGAAAAAAAGGAGGAGGUUUCUUAUCAAAUAGCUGGUAUAUUCGAGCCAAACACCUUAACUCAGCAGCUCGCGUUCAACGAGAGCGUUUUCGACGUCCACCUCCCGGACUACCACCUAACAGCAACCAUAUUGAAUUCGUCCAGAUCAGACAGCUACUCCGUGUGGCAGACGUUAUGUUCAAACAAAGAAAUGCGGCCUAUAGUAUUGAUGGGUCCUCAAGACACCUUGACCAACGGAGCGGCUCGAGAUCAAUGCUUUGUCGCUAACAUACCUUACAUCCAUACCAGCUGGCAGUUUCCUGAUCCUGACUUUGACAUUGAAAAUAUUGAAGAAAAAGAUGACCAAGCCAAUGAAAAUCUAGAUACAGAAGAAGAGGAGGAAAAAAAGGGAGACAGUGAAGAAGGAGAUAGCGAGGAAGAACUUAUUUAUAAAAAUAUAACGAUAAAUUUCUAUCCAGAUCCUGACGAAGUAUCCGUAGCAUACGCAAAACUUCUAAACUAUUACAAAUGGGAAAGCUUUUCAGCUCUCUACGAAGAUGAUUUUGGUUUGAUAAGGAUUCAAAAAAUAUUAGCCGAACACACCGCGAAACACCCUGUAUAUUUACGAAAAUUAGAUCCAGAAGGAGACAAUAUCAAUGUAUUUAAAGACCUGAAAAAGUACCAAGAUGCCAGUCGUUUUUUGAUGGACUGUCGCGCAGAUCGAAUUUUGAAGUAUUUAAAUGAUGCAAGUCAGUUGAAAAUGGUGGACCAUUAUCAACAUUACAUUUUAGUAUCUUUGGAUGCGUCUACUGUAGCCGAUAGUCUGACCAAGUAUGUGUCCAAUAUAACUUGGCUGAGCAUCACAGAGCACGACAUAUUGAGCAAUGCCCAGCAUUACUUAGCUCCACGCGUGGCCAAGUGGUCCAGCCAACGAUCGCAAGCUCCUCUGGUGACCAAUUUUACGCUCGAGUCGUUAAUAAUGGAUGACAUGGCAAACCACAUUCUGAAAGCGGUACAAACACUAGGCGAUGAUUUUGCAGAACCAGAGAAUCACGUUUGCGAUGCUGAAGCCACUCCUUGGGUUUAUGGAGCGAAACUUCAAAAUGCGACAUUACAGAUAACAACAAAAGGUGUAACUGGAAACAUCACGUUUGAUGAAAAUGGAAAACGUGCUAACUAUACCCUGUUCAUCAAUGAGAUUUACGGGUCUCAACGAAGAACAAUCGGUAGGUGGGAGUCUAAUAAUGGUACGGAGAUCAUCGAAGAUCGUCCCACUUCCGAUAUCACUACUAGCCAGCUCACUUCUAAACAUUUCAUCGUGAUUUCAAGAAAAUAUAAACCAUAUUUUUAUGAUAAAACACCAUGUGAAGGAGAAGGCUGUGAUGACAGUGAUGAAAAAUACGAAGGUUUUUCCGUAGACCUAGUGAAAAAGAUCUUCGAGCUACUGAAAGAAGAAAAGUUCAAUUACACUUAUGAAUUUGUUCACGAGAAAGACAAAGGUUAUGGCAAGUACGAUCCAAAGACGAAAAAAUGGGACGGCCUCAUUGGAGACUUGCUGGAUAAAAAAGCAGAUUUAGCAGUAUGCGAUUUGACAAUCACAGAAGAAAGGAAGAAAGUGGUUGAUUUUUCCGUACCAUUCAUGUCUUUAGGAAUAAGUAUCUUGUACACAAAAGAGAAACCAGUUCCUCCGCCAAUGUUCUCUUUUCUUCUUCCCUACACAUUUGAGGUUUGGAUGUACAUAGCUACUGCCUACUGUGUUGUCUCUAUCGUGCUAUUCGUUUGUUCGAGGAUAUCACCUGCCGACUGGGAAAAUCCUGUGCCGUGUGAUAAAGAUCCAGAGGAAUUGGAGAAUAUAUGGAACUUCAAGAAUUGCGCCUGGCUCACUAUGGGCUCCAUCAUGACGCAGGGAUGCGACAUUUUGCCUAAAGCUAUCGGCACUCGUUGGGUGUGCGGCAUGUGGUGGUUCUUCGCCAUGAUAGUGUGCCAGACUUACAUAGCCCAGUUGUCAGCUUCCAUGACCACAGCCCUGGAAAACGAACCAAUCAACAGCGUCGAAGACCUAGCCAAGCAGAACAAAAUAUUGUACGGAGCCAUCGAAGGGGGAUCUACGUACGAAUUCUUCAAAUCAUCCAAAGACAAAAUAUACCGUAAAAUAUUUGAGACCAUGGAAGCCAACCCUAGCCUCCUAGUCAAGACUAACGAUGAGGGCGAGAGUAGGGUGCUUAAGAACAACAACAAAUAUGCAUUCUUUAUGGAAUCUUCUACCAUCGAAUAUAAACAGAAAAGAAAUUGCGACCUCCAAAAAGUCGGAAGUCAAUUGGACUCUAAGGACUAUGGAAUAGCUAUGCCAGCAAAUUCACCGUUCCGAAGUCACAUAAACAGAGCCAUUUUGAGAUUAAAAGAAUUGACGAUUUUGGAAGACAUAAAAUCGAAAUGGUGGGACAAAAGCUACGGAGCUACCGAUUGUAAUGAAAAAGAAAAUGAAGACACUGAUAUAGAAGGUAACCUUGAGAUGGAAAACCUGAUAGGGGCAUUCGUGGUCCUUAUCGUAGGGUUGUUCUUCUGUUUGUUUGUCGUGGCCGCGGAGUUCAUGAACGAGAUUCGGAACAUUGUCGUUCGUGAGCAGGUAACUCACAAGGAGGCUAUAAUCAAAGAGUUGAAGGCGUCACUGAACUUCUUCCAACUUCAAAAGCCAGUUCUCCGCAAUCCGAGCCGUGCGCCCUCCGCCGCGUCCCGCAGGAGUGAGAAACAGGACCACCUUGCCGCUCUCACGGAAAAUUUCAUGGACUUUGAGAAGGAACUUCGCUAACUUGCAAUGUACACACAUCCCAUACACCAAUCAGUUCGAGAUAGCCCAGCUCUUUAGCCCUUCAGUAUCUUCAUUCUGAGUAACGCAUUAGAAAAUUUAUCCUUUAUGAGGUCGGCACCGAGUAUCGAACAAAUUGGAAUUUUGCAUCUUUCUCGAGUAAGUAACCAAUAUUGGUUUCAGUUUUUUUUUUAGGCCGCCAUAAGACAUGCGAAACCGCCUGUCUAGUAUGACCAACUUAACAGCUUUAAGUGUCCUCCGAUGCCUAAGUAAAAGUUAAAAUUAUUAUCCGAUGUGUAACUUUUAAUAUAAAGACAUACCUUAAUUACAACUUAUGUGUCGAACUAUACCAUAGCAUACAAAAUUUAU